This is a messenger RNA of Penicillium vulpinum, 1944 nucleotides long. RefSeq lists its product as uncharacterized. The coding region runs from base 1 to 1944 and encodes 647 amino acids. The record is from RefSeq and is a predicted model, not a curated record. The transcript has 4 exons. NCBI's taxonomy places the organism in Eukaryota, Fungi, Ascomycota, Eurotiomycetes, Eurotiales, Aspergillaceae.
AUGGCACCGAGGAAGAGAGGCACGAAGGCGGUAGCAAAGUCCCGUGUGGCAGAAACACGACGUUCGGGUCGCGCUGCUGCUAGUUCUGCCAAUGUAGCAGAACAGUCGGGUCUCGCCAUGUCGACCCAAAAAUCCGAAGCAAGCUCACGAGCUAGAACCCCAAGAAGGCCUGCGGUGAGAGGGAAAUGGAGCGAGGAGCAACUGUUGACGAGUGACAAGUCCCUCCUCAUUGACUUUGAUCUAGUGAAACUGCUGGCGCGACCUGAAGCAUGGAAUUGCCUUGAGGAAAGUGACAAGCGCGAAAUCCUCGAUCUGCUUCCCCCUGAGGUUCAUCCGGAGGCACAGGCUACAUCGGAUGACCCAGAUGCGAAAAUUCGACCAAUCCCCGACUCUUUUAUCCGAUAUUCAAAUAACUGGCGCGACGGCGUUCGACAGUUCCAGCUCGAUCUCCAAAACGGCCGCUACGAUCCUGAAUGGCUACACCAGGCGCAGGAAGCAAGACAGGAGCGCAAAAAUGGCGACUUUGAUGACUUCAAAGAGCGAGAAUAUGAGCAGUUCUGGGGACAGAAGCAAAAGUCCAUCUGGAGGGCACUUGCUGGAGAAAGUGCGCGUGUGAAGAUGGGAACUCUUAUCGAUGAAGGUGUCAUCCAGUUGGGUGAUAUCUGGAAAUUCUAUUAUGUUUACGGCAGGGGCUCUGGCAGAAUUGUCAUCGAAAAAGAAGUCAGGGUCCAUGACCGUGAUGGAGUUAAAUUGACCUUUGCGAUUCCACCUGGUGAACGAGUAUUUCUUCGCAGCAAUUUCGACAAAAUAGAGCCAAUUUCGACACCAAAGAAGGGAAAGGAAGAUGUGAAAAUCAACCUCGAUACAGAGCCACAUCCAGUGACAUCAUCUUGGAAUGAUAAACAGUUGAAAGAUGAGGGCCCAAAAUCACAGAUCACCAAUGCAACUUCCAAUAACGAGGAGAUGAAGUUCGAUGCCGAUCAAGUGCCACAGCAGACCCUUACUUCUUCCAAUGACGAAGAAAUGAAAAUUGAGAAUGGCGGAGCGCCAGAUGGGAUCCUAGUAUCUUUCACUGACGAGAUGAAUAUUGACACCAAUACCGCCACACAACUAGUCAUUACACCUUCAAAUGACGAAGAGGGCCAACAAGAAACCCCAUUCAGCGUUGUUAUCUUUAGCCCUGAUGGUACACGAAAUCAAAAGCCCAAGCGCACAAUUCCUGAGCCUAAACCUCAACCCCCAGUGAAACGCAAGCGGGUCGGACGACCACGUAAAAAUCCACCAAAGCAGCCAGAACCGGAACCGCCCCAAGAACCAGAGGUGUCUCAGGAAACAGAUGUUUCCCAACAUGAUGAACAGAACCAAACUCCUACUCCCUCUUUCAUGUCCAUCUUGAAUGCGAAGAUCGAAGAAAACUGCAGGGCUGCAGCAGAAUCCUCCCAGACAGAGCAUUGUCAGCCAGAUUCCCUUUUGUCGGUGCUUCCUUCCACACCUAAAUCCCCCAAGCUCCACGCGCCAGAGUUAUCCACGUCAGUAGAGGAAUCUUCCAUUGCCAAUACCAAUGGCAAAAAUGAUAAAGCGGAAUUAUUGGACUUAUCUACGGCUCAGUCGGAUACUCCUAUGCCUAGCGUUGAGGCACCCGUCGAAGCACCUGCCGAGGCUGAGCAGGACGAGGUCAAUAAACCCACAACCACCGAACAACAUAAAGUCCCAGUCCCAACUCCAUCUCAACUUACUGCCAGUGAGCCAGACGAGAUCAUCGUUCCAAAUAUCUCCUCGCCACAAGCACUCGUUGUUAAGAUCCUACAAAUUGAUGGCCGCAUGCCGAAUGGCCGUACAGCGAAUGCCUGGAAAGAAAUACGGUGCUAUCGAAAUAACCAGGAUAUGGGCAGCCUCUUUGAUGUGCGUGAGGCAUGGUUCCUCCAGCAUGGACGACUUGAGUAG